Parnassius apollo (apollo) is the source of this 1914-nucleotide messenger RNA. NCBI's taxonomy places the organism in Eukaryota, Metazoa, Arthropoda, Insecta, Lepidoptera, Papilionidae. The record is from the annotation of a GenBank genome assembly.
AUGUCAGGAAGCAGAAGAGACAGAUCUCGGUCCCCUACAAGAGGAGACAGUUUUGGACGACGAAGAGACAAACAUCAAGAAUCAAGUAAAAAUAGUGAGAUUUCAAAUGUUAUGACUCAAAUGAUGAUGCCAAAUAUGUAUUCACAAGGCAACAUGUUAAUGGCCAGUGGAAUGUAUGGGAAUAUGAUGAUACCUAAUGCUAUGAUGACUGCAGGGAUGAUGCAGCCCACUAGCAUGGAGAUGAUUUCUGGAUCUGGAAUGGAAAUGAUGCCACAAACUUCUAUGGAUAUGUCUGUUAUUGGAACUCAAGGAUUAGCCACAACAGGAACUACAACUAUGGAUAUGAGUAUGAUGGGGGGUGUAAUGAUGGAUCCUACUAUGCUAGCCAUGUAUUCCAACAUGAACUCUGAAAUGAUGCAUGAAAAAAAAGAAAUAGUCCUCAAACACUGCAAGUUGACUCCUCCUGACCCAGGAACUCAACAACCGCCGCGGAGGGAACGUCCUCCUGGUUGUCGUACAAUUUUUAUAGGAGGCUUACCUGACAAAAUCCGUGAAAGCACAGUGAGAGAAAUAUUUGAACCAUAUGGCCGAAUCCAAAUUCUAAGACUCUCUAAAAAAAACUUUUGUCAUAUCCGCUUUGAUAGGGAGAGUUGUGUUGAUGCAGCUAUGGCCAUAUCAGGAUACAAAAUUAAACUUAUAAGCAGAGACAAGGACAAGGAUGAUAAAGAUAAGGAUAAAGAUGAAGAUGAUUCCCAUGCAACAAAUGGCUGGUUACAUGUUGACUAUGCUUUGAGCCGGGAUGAUCAAAAUGAGUAUGAGAGAAAACAACGCCAGGCUCUUCGUGCCCAACAGGCGCAAAUGCAGCAACUGACUGCACAACAGGAGGCCAGCUGUAAAAUGAACUAUAGGCGAUCACCAUUACCUAUUCGAAUUCAACCAUUUUCCAAUGCUGCAGUUGUCCAACUGGCCGAGAAAAUUAAGAAUGAGGAACAUUUUGCAAGUUCACUGCCUACGCUAAUAGCUUGGUUGGAACGUGGCGAAUGUUCAAAAAAAUAUUCAAAUCAAUUCUAUUCAAUGAUCCAAGCUACAAAUUCGCACAUUCGUAGACUGUUCAAUGAAAAAAUGCAGUCUGAAGAGGAGCUGCAAGAAUGCAAAGAAAGAGUGAAAAACAAUAUUCAGAAUGUCAUAGAACAACUCGAACAGGUGGCGAAAGUGUUUAUAGCAGCAACUCAUCAGCGUGUGUGGGACCAUUUCACAAAACCGCAAAGAAAAAAUAUCGAGACUUGGCAAAAAAUGACACAGGAAUUUAAUACUCUAAAGGAAGAAUUUAAUGAGAAGUUUCAUAAUGAAGAAUUAGAACACAAUGGCGUCAGUAACAAUCAAGCUACCGAGUAUAAUAGUGAAGAGCUCCAAUAUUUAAAGAGAGAAAACGAGAGUCUCCAAUUUCAAUUAGAAGCAUAUAAAAACGAAGUUGAUGUUAUAAAGAGUGAAGCUCAAAAGGAGAUGGAGAAAUUCAAAGCUCAGUUUAUUGCACGGCAAGCCCUACAGAAUGCUAUGGAUACGAAAGAGGUUGGUGAGCCACCACUGCCAGCCCCGGUUGCUAAGCCACCCCCACCACCGCCUCUGCCUGAUGAUCUAGAUUCCAAGGUACUUCUGAAGGAAACUGUGGAAGCUGGUUGCGGUGAGGCCAAACUUAUCGGUGUCAUGUCAGCAUUUUUACAGGUCCAUCCACAAGGAGCAAGUCUCGACUAUGUUGUAUCGUAUGUACGUGCACUUUUUCCCCACGUGUCUCAAGCCACAGUCCACCACGUUCUACAGAAACACGAGGAUGUCUUCCAACACACUACAAGUGGAGUAGGGGCUAACAUAGAGACUCGGUGGUCUUUCGUCGCGUUCGCACAGAGUACAAAGUAA